Caenorhabditis remanei is the source of this 447-nucleotide messenger RNA. RefSeq lists its product as uncharacterized. The transcript has 4 exons. The coding region runs from base 1 to 447 and encodes 148 amino acids. The record is from RefSeq and is a predicted model, not a curated record. Lineage: Eukaryota; Metazoa; Nematoda; Chromadorea; Rhabditida; Rhabditidae.
AUGAAUACGGAAAAGACGGAUGAGACUCAGAAGACGGUGGAGGAGUUGAAAGUACUGGGAGGAAGGAAACAGAAAGAAGAGGAGAAGGAUGAUUCAUCACAACUAAAAAUUCCGACUUUUGAAGAAUCAUCGAAGAAAAAAAAGGAGGCUCCGAAAGUCAUGGAGAAGAAAAAGAAAGUUCCUAAAAAGGAGGAAGAAUUCAAGUUCACUAAUCGAGGACCCAUCAUAUUCACGACACAAACUGUUGCUAGUUGGGAUAUAAUCAAUACUUUGGAUGAGAAGGAAGAGAAGAAGAUAUCGAUUAAAAAAGUGAAAUGGGAUGAGAAUCCGAUUGGAUAUCAUGAAACUGGAGUGGGUGUGGAUCAAGUUGAGAUACCAACACCGAGUUCAAGAGGUGGCUCUUCCUCGAUUAUGACUGCUUCUAUUCGACAAGUUAAGAAGCUUUAA